Zophobas morio is the source of this 2330-nucleotide messenger RNA. Its product is annotated as E3 ubiquitin-protein ligase RNF220-like. The record is from RefSeq and is a predicted model, not a curated record. Gene Ontology annotation, molecular function: ubiquitin protein ligase activity; metal ion binding. The transcript has 10 exons. NCBI's taxonomy places the organism in Eukaryota, Metazoa, Arthropoda, Insecta, Coleoptera, Tenebrionidae. Gene Ontology annotation, biological process: protein ubiquitination. Bases 79 to 1890 code for a protein of 603 amino acids.
GUCGUUCAUGAUGCGUAUGCAAUUUUCGAGUAAGUUUUGACUAUCGUAAGCGAAACCGCCACGCAACCCCGCGCAGCCAUGGAAAACUCGGCGUACGUCCCGAGCUCCGGACACCUCAACUCCCCAGCCCUCGUCGUGUUUUCGCAAGCAGCCGGUGGCCUGCAAGAUGCCCUUCGAAUACAACGUCCGUUCAAUCCGCAGUUCGCUAUGUCGGAGGCGUCCAAGGAGCUGCACCGGCCCUUCACUUCCAGCUUCGGGCUGCGGCACAUGGAGGCCUACAGCGGGCUGCCGGCGCACAUCCUCAAUCACCUGCAGCCGCAGUUCCUGCACCCGGGGCUGUCGCUCGGCUCGGGGGCCUUCCGGCCCCUCGCCGACCUCAAGGCCUUUCCGUCGCCGUCGGCUUUCGCGCCCCCCAAGUGUUUGAAAAUCGAGACGAACAGUGACGCGGUCCACCACGGCCACGGUAUUUUUUCGCCGUCGGAAGAGCGGUUUCUGGGGCCGAGCCCCCGAACUGACUCGUGUUCGCCCGCGAGCGCGUCGAUGUCGCCGCAGCCCCAGACCACGGUGAAGGAGGAGAGUCUGGACGCCCACAUGUCGGAGGACGGGGAUGGGACCCAUGGCCCGGCGACCGACAACGACUCGCCCGGAAUUCAUGACGACAGCAGAGGAUUUCGGAUAGGACCGUUGUUUGGGGGUGGAUUCAGCGGGAGCAGCGCUUACACGUUCUCGGUGCCGGGUCUGCCUCCCGCCGCCCACGCUCUAGCGAAGACCAGCUUCCUCUUCGACCACGGAUCUCCACAUCUUUUUCUCGUGCCGUCGCGACACCCUGUGCUGGGCGGACCGCAAGAGGGAAAUAGAAGAUCGCAAAAAAAGGAUAUAGCGCUCAAUAAGAAAAAAAGGGACCCGUCAUGCUGUCCAAUUUGUGGUAUGACCAUUUCGCCGGGAGACCUAGAAGCUCAUUUAGGACAAGAACUGGAAGUACUAUGUAAAAUUAGUGGAACAGGAUUGGCGGCAACGAGGAAGCGAAGGCAAGAACCUGGACGUCCACCUGCACUUCCGGGAGACAGCGGUCCUGAAGGACGCUGGGAGACUUUUCAGAGGAUAAAAUCGAAUCGUCAAGGCCGCCUCCGAAUGAAAACUCGAAAAAGGAAAAUAGACGACGGAUGUAUGAUUUGUGUAGGUCGUUUACACCGAACUCCGGAAGAAAUGAACCUGCACGUCGAGCAAUGCAGAAAGAAUUCCGUGAACGACGAAGACGAAACUGUGGACGUGGAGGGCGAUUCCGAGCUCGAAGAGUGGGCUGAUCAUCAGCGACGAACUUCGACGUCCGCGUCAAACGCCGGUAACGGUAACAGCAUUGGUAGCAGCACGGGAAGGAUCACUUCCGACGCUGAUAACGAAGGAGAUGACGUCAUCGUUGACGGAGACGAACCCGAAGAGUCGUCGUUUGGACCCUCGCAGUACACCGAAAGUGACGUUGUGAUUAAAAACUCGCAAGAAAAGAAUAAAAAGGAAGGGGUGCAGUCGCAAGUUGCUACUGUGAAUUCAAGUGGGGAUGUUGAGGUUACAAUGGAUAUUAUUGUCGAGAGUGACAGUAAUGUGAGUACAUCCGAUGCCGAACCGAGUAGUCGGACGCAAAUGCUCGAGGAAUUAAGGAAUCGGAUUCGGCCCCUAAAUACGGAGAAUACGGGGGAAACGGCGACUAGUACAGAAACCGAAGACUAUAAAUGUUUAAUAUGCCUGGAGCACUAUAAGAAACCGGUUAUAUCGACCGUGUGCUGGCAUGUGCAUUGUGAGGACUGCUGGUUGCAUGCCUUAGGUAGUAAAAAUAUUUGCCCCCAGUGCAGUAUGAUUACAACUCCUACGGACCUCAGACGUAUCUUCAUGUAAGAAUGAAUGUGUUGGAAGGAGCUACACUUGUACGCAUUUAUGUAAACGCACCGUACUUCAUUAUGCACUAUACUAUAGCUUAGCUGAAUUCGGCGUUUUCCGACAACAUUUCUAAUCCUUACCAACAUAUCCUACAGGAUUACACUUUAAGAUUACAGUUUGGUUUCGUUUGUUUGUGAUAUUUUGUCGAUUUUGCUUUCAGAGUACUUAGGAAAAACGUAGUGAAUUUUAUUUUCGUUGUUGUUAUUAUUGACAGUUAUUUGAUAUUAAGUGGCGAAUAUUUAAAAAACUAGAGACUUCAACUUCAGUAAUAAAUGUUGGUGGCGAUUAUGAACAUCUACGAACGGUUCAUUUGUACUUCUACUGUUGCAACCAAUGUUGUUAACAACUUAAAAAUUUUGUUUUGAGACUACCAUAACGUUACUUUUGUUAGAGGUGUU